This is a messenger RNA of Aegilops tauschii subsp. strangulata, 1224 nucleotides long. RefSeq names its product protein FAR1-RELATED SEQUENCE 5-like. The record is from RefSeq and is a predicted model, not a curated record. Lineage: Eukaryota; Viridiplantae; Streptophyta; Magnoliopsida; Poales; Poaceae. Gene Ontology annotation, molecular function: zinc ion binding.
AUGACCAGCUACAGCCAGGGCUCAUCUUGUACUCCAGAGUGUGAUGAUGCCAUCAGACCAGCCAUUGGGAUGACUUUUGCUGAUUUGAACGCAGCCAAGGAGUUCUAUGAAGCUUAUGCACAUCAUGUUGGUUUUUCAGUACGUGUGGGGCAGCAAAAGAUUGUCAAUGGUGUCAUUACUCACAAGCGUUUCUACUGUGACCGUGAAGGUUUCCGUGAAGAGCGGAAAGGUCGGUGCGUGUGGUCUUCUGAAACUCCUACUGAAUUUGAGGAACGACGGAAAGAAAUUAUGUCAGAGUAUGGGUUGGAAGAUGAUGAAUGGUUCAGUAAAAGGUUCAGCCUUCGAGAAUCAUGGAUACCAGCUUAUUUCAAAGAAAUAGCUUUGUCAGGGCUUAUGCGGACCACUUCAAGAUUUGACACGGCUUUGGAAGAACAACUUCAUAAGGAGUUGCAAGAGGACCAUGUGAGCCUACAUACGAUGCCUGUGUUGAAGACAUCAUGGGCGAUUGAAAAGCAUGGCAGUGAGGUGUUCACGCAUGAGAUAUUUCAGGAUUUUCAACAUGAGUUGCUUGCUGAUAGGGAUCGUUGCCUUGUUGAGAUGAUGGCACAUGAUGGUGAGGUUAAAACAGUAACUAUACAUGAUGGCUAUAAGAAACUAAGGGUGGUAACUUACAACACAACAACCAUGGUAGGUUCUUGCACAUGUAAGUUGUUUGAGACACAUGGUAUCCCAUGUCGUCAUCUGAUCCAUGUCCUAAGAACUGCCCAGCUAAAUGAAUUGCCAAAGCAUUAUGUACUCAAAAGGUUUAGAAAGGACUGCAAAACCGAGCCAGUCUUUGACGAGGACGGCAUUCUAUUGGAAGGCAAUGAGAGCAGUUCAAUUGAUCCGGAGAUACAAAAAUUAGCUUCAGAAACAUGUAAGAAGAUGGAAGACCUUUUAGUACAAGCGAAGCAAUCUCAGGUCGGCAUGCAAUUCUUGAGAGAUCACAUUUUUGCACUUGGAGAGAAAUUGUCUACCCAAGUUCCAGCGAAAAAACAAACUCAAACAGAAGAAUUUGAGGAAUUUUUAGGUUGUUCCAUUCCAAGUGAGGUUCAUAUCCAUCCUCCAAAUGAUAUUCGAUCAAGGGGUAGAAUCAAAAGACUAAAGGGGUACAGGGAUAAGGGUGGAAAGCAAAGACAGAAAGAGAAGAACAAGAACAAGGACAAGGAAAUGCAGCAGACAUGA